AUGGCAGAACGGCACCCGUCGAUCACGCCCGCGGACAUCGUCUUCGCCGAGGCGACGCCGCGGCAGCAGAAGCUCGCGUGGGAGCUCAACGGCGCGUCGUGGGCCAAGCCCAUGUCCAUCGCCGAGUACGUCGACCGCGAGGCGCACCUGUCGCGCCAGGACCUGGCCGCGGGCGGCGGCUGCCGCUACUGGGUCGUCUUCCCGCGCGACCGGCCCGACGAGAUCGUCGCCGGGUGCGAGAGCACGCGCAAGACGCUGCUCGUGCGCCGCGCCGGCCUGCCGGGCGAGGUCUACCAGGUGUCGGCCUACGCCAUCGCCAGCGUCUACACGAACCCGGAGUACCGCCGCCUGGGCAUGGCCAGCCUCAUGCUGCGCCGGCUGCAGGAGGCCAUGGACCUCGACAGCGAGGGCAGCGCGCUCUACAGCGACAUCGGCAAGGUGUACUACGCCCAGCUCGGCUGGGACGUCUUCCCCUCGGACCAGGCGACGCUCGAGAUCCUGGACAGGGAGGAGGCGGCGCGCGGCGUGGUGCAGCAGCAGCAGCAGCAGCAGCAGCAGCAGAAGACCCGCUACCUGUCCAAGGACGAGCUGCCGGCGCUCUGCGAGAGGGACGUGGCCGACCUCAAGGAGCGGCUGGCGGGCCUGCCCGACGACGGCAAGACGCACAUCGCCUUCAGCCCGACCUGGAGCCAGGUCGCCUGGCACUUUGCGCGCGAGGAGUUCAUGGCGCGCGCCAUGUUCUCCAGGGCCAUCGAGCGGCGGGGCGCCGCCACCGAGGACGGCAGGAGCUGGGCGAUCUGGGACCACGACUUCCGGGAGAAGAAGCUCAAGGUCCAGCGCAUCGUCACGACGAGGCCCGAGUCGGAGGAGCGGCGGGUCGAGGACGUCGCGGCGCUGCUCCAGGCGGCCGUGGCCGAGGCGGCGGCCUGGGACCUGCCAAAGGUCCUCCUGUGGAACCCGGACGAGGCGUUUACGCUCGGCGCGAAGGGCGUAGGUAACGCCAUGGAAGGGUCGGUCAAGGUGAUCUUCGACGAGAGGCUAGACGGAUCGAUCCCAUGCUUUCGGUGGAAGGGGGGCAAGGACACGAGUGCGACGGUGUGGGAAGACAACUACUACUACUGCUGGUGUUAG
Molecule: messenger RNA, 1131 nt
Organism: Thyridium curvatum
Lineage: Eukaryota; Fungi; Ascomycota; Sordariomycetes; Thyridiales; Thyridiaceae
Exons: 1
Coding region: 1-1131 (376 amino acids)
Source: RefSeq, a predicted model, not a curated record